AUGAUGCGCAUGAUCUGGAGCAAGUUCUGGAUUCCCAAACUCAGGAAUCUAGUUAAGGUCACAAUAAAUUCCUGUCGAGUAUGUGUAGUCUAUCGCAAGAAGUUGCAAACCCAACUCAUGGGUGAUUUGCCAGUAGAACGAUCCACGUUCACCCGUCCGUUUACGCAAACCUACACAGGUCGAGCAUGCCUAAUAACCAAGGGCUAUUUAUCCACGCUCUUAUCAAAAAUAGAGGCAUGCCUCAACUCGAGGUUAAUCUCGCCAUUAUCAGAGAACUCGGCUGACCUACUAGCCCUUAGUCCAGGCCAUUUCCUCGUCGGCGGUCCUCUUGUCUCGAUUUCGGAGCCUAAGGAGAGUGCAGCGUCCUUCCUGAACAGCUGGCAACGUCUCAAGGCCCUUAAUCUGCAGUUCUAUUUCCGUUGGAAAGAGGAAUACUUCAAGGAACUGCAGAAAAGAAACAAAUGGCAACAUCCAACGAGAAACCUUCAAAACGGUGACAUGGUUGUAGUCAAAGAAGGUAACUUACCAUCCAACGAAUGGCGCAAGGGCGAGUCCAAGCCACGCAUCUAUGCAAGGAUCAUCCACCUUCCAAUCGAUUCCAAUGCCACGAUUCCGUAG
This is a messenger RNA of Drosophila montana, 618 nucleotides long. RefSeq lists its product as uncharacterized. The record is from RefSeq and is a predicted model, not a curated record. Lineage: Eukaryota; Metazoa; Arthropoda; Insecta; Diptera; Drosophilidae. Bases 1 to 618 code for a protein of 205 amino acids. The transcript is spliced from 2 exons.